GUUAGAGUGGGGCAGGGUGGCCCCAGGCUGAGCCGGGCUCUCGGGGGGUGGUUAAAAUGGGGCAGGGUGGCCCAUCUUGGGACUUUCCGGUGGCACUGGGGCCCUGCCAUGCCCGGGCCCUGAGCCGCUGUCCCUGGCUCUAGGAUGGGCUCCAGCGCCGCGCUGCAGCUGGAGUACAGGAGGUGUGUGGAAGGGGAUUUCCGCAGGGGCCGCGCGGGGGUCUGUGCUGACCCGGCCCUGAGGGCGUCGCUGCGGCAGCGCCCCCAUGGGCUUGGUGCUGCUGACAGGGUGACUCAUUGCGUCAGCGACUGUGUGGCGGAGCCAAGGGAGCUGAGAUCACCCGGUGAGUCUGGCUGGGGCCCAGCGCCGGGCUCAGCACAUCACACCGCGCUUGUGUUGCAGAUGUUCUCCGGGGUGUACGUGCACUCCCUGCAGGCGGCGCUGGCGGACACGGACAUCGCCAGGAGCUUCCGCAGGAUGGGCUACGUUCGGCGAGACGACCAGCAUCUCGUGGUGUCCUGCCCUCCCCCGGCUGCUGAGCUUGUCCAAGCAGCCUGUGGCUUCUUUGCAGCGAGGGUGGAGUGCGAGAUCCUGGGGGAGAUCCUUCGGAAGCUGGGGCCGUGCCGAGUGUCUGCUGAAGACCUGCUCCAGGUGCGGAGGGGCACCAGGGUCCUGGAUGACUGUGUGGAGAAGCUGCAGGGUGUUGCCGGAUGGCCGACAGGCAGGGGCCCUGGGGCCCAGGGCUGUGAUGAAAGCGUUGAUCUCUACAGGGAUGAGCUGGAAAACCCAGAGGAUUUGGUCGACCCCAUGGAAGCCAGGCUGCACUCUUCCCAUUGGGGUUUGUCCUCCUGGGAGCAGCCCAGGCCUCCCAUCCGGGAACAAAGCCCCCCCCUGUGGAGCAAGCCUGUUGGAGGACGUUAUCCUGAGGAUCUCCGGGGAAACAAGGGAAGGUUCUGGGACAAGUGGGGGGCUACUGAAUCUGGCUGGGAGCAGCCUUAUAGAAACGGGCCCGACCCAGAGGCUGCCUCUUUCUCUUUCAUGUCCUGGAGAAAGGAGCUUAGCAGGGGAAGUGACUCGGUCUCUCCUGAGCGCGCUGGGCGCACGAGCCCUUUUGACAGUGCGGUGCUGGAGCCACUGCAGGCAGCAAGCUGCCUCCGGCCCUGCUCUGCUGGCACAGCUGUGCCCUCAGCGGGCAGAGUGGCCCACAGCUGGUCCGAGACUGCAGAGAGACCCUGGGAGCCGCCACCUGGUGCCGCAGGGCUAGAGGGCAGCAGUGGGGAAGUGCCGGAGCCACCGUGCUACCAGCUGCAUUCGUGCCUGAGCCGAGGUGCCCUCCCCUCGUACUGCUGUGCCACGUGCUAUCUGCUCCACGCUCGGGGCUGCGAGGCCGUGCAGGCCUGCCGGGGCAGCCACCACAUGCAGGAGCUGCAGAGCGAGACCCAGAAGCGGAUGUGGUUGCAGAGGACUGAGGUGGACAUGCUGCUGAACAAAGGCUCUGGCGCUCGUCCCUAGCUCCAGAACAGGUUGCCUUCCCUGCGCCUGCAAAUGCUGUGGGACGUGCCAACCAAAUCCUACCUCGGGGUAGCAUCGGGAGUUGUCCGAUGCCACUGGACCUGUCCUAGGGGCCUGCUCCCUCCUGCCCCCACCCACUACAGCAGUGCUCUGUAGACUCGCCCCACACCCUCCCCCGUUGUCGCUUACUAUCCCCCCUCAAGUCCUGUGAGCUAGUUCAGGGAUCAGCCUCCGCUGUGUCCGUCCUGCCUGCGUAGGAAGGGCUCUAGCUUCCCUCUGCUCUGCCAGGACAGCAGGGAACUCAGCUCACAGGCUUCUCAGGGGAAGAAGUGUCUGGAUUCAGGCUGGGCCCUGGCCCCAGGCUCGUGGGUCAGGAGUGGCACAUACAUCUGCCCCUUAAUCUCCCGUCCUGCCUGGCUCAGCUGCACAGGGAGUGACUGCUCUGCUCUUGUUCGGCAGUCGCCUCCUGGGACCAGACCUUGCCUCACGAGCAGCGGUGCUUAGGGUUCUCCAGAAUCCAGGAUUGCUGGGACCUUGGAGGAAGGGUCACACUUCACGCUCGGGCUGCCAUGCCUUAGGGUCCGGCUCUGCAGAUUCACUUACCAUCGCCCCACGGCUCAGCUCUGGACUCCCGUCCUCGGCCUGGGCAUUGCUUGUGCCUUUCCUGGGAAGGUGCUGAGUGCUUGGGUGGGAGCAGAGCGGCUGUCUCGCAUGGCAGGGGUUGAGCAGAGCUCCCGGAAAGGACAGCCAAUCCCUCCCUCCCCUGGAAACCCCAAGGCUGCC
Messenger RNA from Pelodiscus sinensis (Chinese soft-shelled turtle), 2295 nucleotides. Lineage: Eukaryota; Metazoa; Chordata; Testudines; Trionychidae. The record is from RefSeq and is a predicted model, not a curated record.